Labrus mixtus (cuckoo wrasse) is the source of this 1940-nucleotide messenger RNA. RefSeq names its product DNA ligase 1-like. Gene Ontology annotation, cellular component: nucleus. NCBI's taxonomy places the organism in Eukaryota, Metazoa, Chordata, Actinopteri, Labriformes, Labridae. The record is from RefSeq and is a predicted model, not a curated record. Bases 1 to 1677 code for a protein of 558 amino acids. The transcript has 5 exons.
AUGACGAGUGAGAAAAGUGACACCAACGAGGGGGACACCAGCCCUAAAUCAGAGACAAACGAGCACGACUAUGCCCACGCUGUGGCAGGUAACUCCUCCUCCGUCACACACGCACAGGUGAGCUUUACUACACCGGCCGAGUCAGACACGAUCCCUCCGGAGCAGUCGACCCUGCAGGUUGAGCUUCCGGAGCCGGCUGUGGGUGCGGAGGUGGACUGCCUUGGUGGACACGAUGUGGAAGCGUCCUCUCAGCAAGAGACAACCGGAGACCCCCAAAGGUCAACCGGAGACCCCCAAAGGUCGGCCGCACCACACCUGUCCGGUUCCGCCGCAGGGUCUCGAACAACAGGCACCCGCCGUCGAAACCCUGUGCGGCGGCCGGAGGACAGAAACUGCGGCAGCUGCAAGUGUGAGUUCGAGCGGCAGGGCCGUAGCUUCAACCGGAGAGCGGUGUACACCUUCACCACCCCGGAGACCGUGCACUGGGUCUUCCCGGAGACCACCGUGCACGACAAGUCCUUCCUGUGUGAGACCUGCGCGCAGGUCAUCAGGAGCAAAUGCAAGCGCAAACAGAGCACGAAGAGGUCCCUGUGGCUGAAACCGCCUGUCACUCAACAGUCAAAACUGAAAGACAAGAGGAAGAAUGACCGCAGGAUGGGGAAGAAGAGCAAAGCAGCCCUGCUGGUGAGCAAGUCCUGCUACAAGGCCGCUUUAAAAAUGCUCUGGUCUGCUAAAGGAGCCCGCAAGCCCAUGAUGGAGUUCUGGAGAAAACAGCUGAAGGAGGAGAUGAAGGCACUGACGCGACAUACUGACAGUCCUUUCCAGGAGAAGGUGUCGAGCAAGAAGCCGCUGUCCUCCUUCCCCUGGCGUCGCUGUCUGGACUGGGCCCAGGAGAAAGCUCCACUUGUCUCCACCUGCCUCACCUCGCUGUUUCCCGACAUCAACGCCCUCUCCAAGAGCGGACAUCAGCUGUCGGAGGAGCAGGCUCAGACGCUGCUGGAGCGCCGGACCGUGGUGGCACUUUCCAUCCCGCUCUUCACCAGGAACGUCUGGAAGAACAACUUCCUGCAGGCGGCUCUGGGGGCUGAGCUGCGCCUGCAGGGCUGCACUAGCUCCGCCCUCGAGGCCCUCAACACCAUGGGCCUGUGUCAGAACAAAGACACCGUCAGGCUACUUCUGCAUCGGCUCCGAAACAGCAAGAAGAGUUCACAGAACGGAGGACAGAGAAUGAAGAUGCAGAUUAAAGGAGAACAGAUGGCAGAUGUUGUGGAAGAGGAUAUAGAGGAGGAUGAAGAAGAAGAGGAGGAGGAUGAGGAUGAAGAAGACGAGGAUGAGGAAGAAGAGGAAGAAGAAGAGCAGGAAAUUGAGAUGGCAGUAGAGGAAGAAGUGGAAGAGGCUGAGGUGCAGGACGAUGUGCCAAUGGAGGAAGACGAGGAUCAAGCAGCAGCAGCAGAGGAGGAGAAGAAGAGGAAGCGGAAGAAGGCGAAGAAGCAAAAGAAGGAGGAGAAGAGGAAGGAGAGAGGAAAACGCAAGGUGAAGGAGCGAGAGGAGGCGGAGCAGCAGGAGGAGGAGGACGAUGAAGGGUCGGAGCAGAAGAAGAGGAGGGUGGUGGUGGUGAGGCUCGGCCUGCUGAAGGGACACUCGGAGGUUGGACGAUCCGACCUGUCAGCUCCCUGAGACUCUGUGAACUCGGAACUCAACGUGCCCCAUCACAGUCAGAAACGAGACUGAGGCCACGCCUUCUUUUUUCCUGGAGACUGUUGAAAGGCAUUCUGGGAGUUGAAGUUGAGGUUAGUAAUUGUUGGGGCAAACUAAAAAGAGCUUUAAGUUUUCAUUUUUUUGAUCUUAUGUUAAUGUGAGCCAUGUGAGGUGAUCUAAAGGACUCAGAAACAUUUCUCCUUUGAACAAACAAUAAAACAGCAACAGAUUAUUGAUCACGA